AUGAGUACCCGGGGUACCUUGAUCCCCGAGUGGUUCCACCUCCAGGAGGUGACCACCACCGAUCUGGUGCUUGCCUCUCUCGCCUGGGGUUUCACUCUCGGUAUGGGCUGGAUCACAACAUGGACGGCAAUCCAACAGACGAUGAGUGCCUACCGGCGCCUGGGAUGGACUAUGGUGCACAACGCGUAUAUUUGGAUGAUUUGGGGCGAAAUUACUGCCAGUCUUGGCUUCGGUAUCUUGACAUAUCUCCAUUUGUUUGGAAUCAUCAGGCCCAGCUUUGAAUUUUAUUUUUGUAUCCUCACCCUUUGGGUUAUGCAGGUCCAAUUCCUUCUGCAAAUUAUCAUCAAUCGUUCAGCCAUUCUUUUAACCGACCGAAAGUUCCUUUUCCGAAUCAAGUACGGCACCGUCCUAGUCAUCGGUCUCAUCAACAUCUCAGUGUACUGUAUCUGGAUUCCCGCCCGUCUGCAAAUCUCGCCCACGUGGGUUCACAUCAACGAAAUCUGGGAUCGAUGUGAGAAGGCCAUUUAUCUCCUAGUCGAUGGUGGUCUCAACUUGCUCUUCAUCCGCAUCGUCCGACAGAAUCUUAUCGAACUCGGUCUGCACAAGUAUAACGGUCUCGUCCGGUUCAACAUUUUCAUCAUUGGUUUCUCUCUGGGCAUGGAUGUUCUUAUUAUUGCCAUGAUGAGUCUGCCCAACACCUUCGUGUACAUGCAAUUCCACCCUCUCGCCUACAUCGUCAAGCUCAACAUCGAAAUGUCCAUGGCCAGUCUUAUCGCCAAGCUGGCUCGCAGCUCAGAGCCUGGCGGCACCUCCGACUACUCGCACACUCACUCCCGCUCACACGGCCCUCGCACCGGUGCCGAUAAGAACGCGACCAGGAGAGAACCCGAGCCCGAGCCAGAAUGGCCCAAGGUCACCACCACCAUUGAGAUGAACACGAUGGAUGCGCCUCUGGGCGAUGACAAGUCGGCAAAGGGCCCCUUCAAGGAUACCGAUACCCUGAUUGACCAGGGCGCGCCUUACUCGGUCCGCGUCGAGACUCGCAAGGUUCACAACCAGACUACGACUGUCAUUGCGAGGGGCGGAGAAGGCUCUAUCAGUAGUCGCGGUUCUAGCGAAAACCACAAACCUCAGCAUCAAUAG
Messenger RNA from Clonostachys rhizophaga, 1143 nucleotides. Lineage: Eukaryota; Fungi; Ascomycota; Sordariomycetes; Hypocreales; Bionectriaceae. The record is from the annotation of a GenBank genome assembly.